UAUAGAAAGAAAAGAGUGUGGAUGUCAAGUGGAUGUACAUUGCUGACAAAAAUUAUUUAAUAAAAUCCUAAAUUUGUGCCUUUUAAAGCCUGAAAAACGCUAUUAAAGUGUUGUGUACUUGCUCAUAAUGUCUUAUAAUUAUGAAGACCUUAGCAUUAGUGAAGCUAAAGAUUUGUUAAGGCAGUGGAGGGAAGGUAACGAAAGACGCAGUGAUGAAGUUAUGGACUUAUGGACCGAUGUUGUGGAACAAAAUGUUGACAAACUUGGAAAUGAGAAGCAUGUAAUCUUAGAACAAGUGAUCUAUGCAGCCCUGGACACACACCAAUAUGGCUAUGCUAACUACUGCAUCAUUCUGUUGAGCAAUGAGUUUCCAGGCAGUAUGAGAGUCAUGCGGUACAAGGCUCUACUGCUGGAGGCUACAGAGAAAUAUGAUGAAGCCAUUACAGUCUUGGAGGGCAUAAUCAAAGCUGAUGAAACAAAUGCUGCAGCUAGAAAGCGACUGGUUGCCAUCCUGAAGGCACAAGGCCAGAUCAACCAGGCCAUUAUUGAACUAGUGGAUUAUCUCAAGAAGUUCAUGUCGGACGUGGAGGCGUGGCAGCAGCUCUGCUCUCUCUACCUGCAGACGGGCGAGUACGCGCGCGCCGCGUUCUGCGCCGAGGAGGCGCUGCUGCACCAGCCGCAUCACCACCUGCUGCAUCAGAGGCUCGCUGAUAUACGGUACACCAUGGGAGGCAUUGAGAACAUUGAGCUUGCAAAGACGUACUACUGCCAAGCUCUGAAACUGAAUCCUGACAACAUGAGGGCUCUCCUUGGACUGGUGCUGGUGACGAACACCCUACUGAACCACUACAAGUCUAGCGGCAACGCGGGCAAGCGCAAGGAGGUCCAGAAGCUGUCGCAAUGGGCCGCCGCCGCCGCCGCGGGCCGCCAGCAGGGCAACGACCUGUCGCAGAUGAUGACGUCACUCGCCAUCACAGAGUAGAUAUUUUAUUUGGGUAUGGAAGUAUGGAAACAUAGCACGGAGUAAUAAACGCAAACGAGAUGAAAAGACAACUUUUUAACUCUCGAGCUUCAAAUUUUUGUCUUGUCAUGUCAGUCUUGCUCGCCGUGCUACGUGCACUAGUUUUACUGAAGAAUAUUGUGUAAGGGAUAAAAUACAUUUUGUAUUGAGAUCGAAUGGACUUGGAGAAAGUUAAAUUUCAAGGUCCAAAUUACUUUUUUCACUUAGUGCAAAUUUUAUUUAUUGUGUACACUAUCUGAUUAAAGGGUUUUACUAAGGUAUUUGUUCCAAUGUUUACGUGUAUUACGAUGUACUGUACGGUGUAAGUUAUAUUUAUGCUGUAUUAUAAUAUUAUUUCCAUUUAUCUAAGAAUAAGAACACUAUAAAAAUGUUUUAUGUUACCAAUAUAA
Messenger RNA from Plutella xylostella (diamondback moth), 1410 nucleotides. RefSeq names its product ER membrane protein complex subunit 2. Gene Ontology annotation, molecular function: protein binding. NCBI's taxonomy places the organism in Eukaryota, Metazoa, Arthropoda, Insecta, Lepidoptera, Plutellidae. The record is from RefSeq and is a predicted model, not a curated record.